This is a messenger RNA of Eutrema salsugineum, 4788 nucleotides long. RefSeq lists its product as uncharacterized. NCBI's taxonomy places the organism in Eukaryota, Viridiplantae, Streptophyta, Magnoliopsida, Brassicales, Brassicaceae. Bases 1 to 4788 code for a protein of 1595 amino acids. Gene Ontology annotation, biological process: DNA integration. The record is from RefSeq and is a predicted model, not a curated record. Gene Ontology annotation, molecular function: nucleic acid binding; RNA-DNA hybrid ribonuclease activity. The transcript is spliced from 3 exons.
AUGAACGCCUUCGCCGCACAGAUGCAAGAGUUGGUCAGAAGCAACGACGCGAAGUUCGCAACCCUCACCGCACAGAUCUCCAGCCUACAGCAAGAGAGUCCGAUCAGAAAACGGAACCUCAUUAGUGACUUCCAAGAGGAGCGAGACCCGCAAUGCACAGCGGCACGGUCAGUAGUUCAGCAGUACCAGCAGACAGAGAGCCCAUCUCAGCACGUGCGAGCUCAACCAACAGCACGCGACCUGGAGAUUGAGCGGAUGCAGGCUCAACUGCAAGAGAUCAGUUCAAAGUUUCACCAAGCCACCAGCUCGGCACCCGAAAUCGACCGUAAGGACGCGAUUCAAUGCCAGUUGUUCGUCGAACACCUCGAAGGCAUUGCUCUAGACUGGUUCUCAAGAUUGGAGUCCGACUCCAUCGACAACUACAAUGAACUCUCGACGAAGUUCGCAAAGCAUUUCUCGAUGUUCAUCGGACAGAAAACUCGUAACUCCGAGCUGUGGGAGAUAUCACAGGGCGAGAAUGAGUCGCUCCGAGACUUCAUGGCACGUUUCAAGCAGAUCGUAGCACACUGCACAGUGGACGAUGAAGCCGCUCUCGAGGCUUUGUAUCAGAAAACGUGGUAUAAAUCCCCCUUUCACAAAGAGCUUCGCAGGAACAGACCGCUCACCCUCGAGAACGCGCUCCAUAAGUCAAACAUCUUCAUCGCGGAAGAAGAAGAAGAAGCCGCCAAGGAUCGGCAGUAUUCAACCCUAAAGUCAGGCAAAACGCCAACCCCCAAAGAGAGCUCGGAAACGAAGGCCCAGCCCGGGAAACCGCGCGGAGUAGUAAACCAAGCAGGACCGUCGAACCAGAGGACAGGACGACCUCCAAAAUCUUGGAACACAUGGCACAAGGACGAUGAUACGCCACUGAGUGAGCGUUUUUGCGAGUAUCACGAGCGAUAUGGGCAUAGCACGGAGGAAUGCCGACAUUUGAGGGAUUUCUUACUUCAACAGUUCCGCAAGGGCGAGAUCGACACCGCGGAUUUGCCUAAACCGGGACCUCGGCGGCCGAACCCGCGACCUAACAAACCUGGCAAUCAAGAAGCUGCCAAGGCAACCGACUCCGAUGACGAACAGGUCGCUCCCCCUAAACGAGACCGCGAAGCACCUAAUAGAGAGGCGAACGUGCCCAAAACCAGGAAGAAGGUCAAUAUGAUUAUGGGAGCCCUCGAAUCAUGCAACUACUCUGUCCGAGCCCUCAAAGAAUACAGUCGGCAAGCGUCGAGUUCACAACGCCAGACAACGGUCACAACCGUACCACUGUUAUUCACCGAAGCCGACCUGCGGGGAGUGCACAUGCCUCACAAUGAUUGCCUCGUCGUCGAACUCCAGCUCGGAGAUGUCGAAGUAAGCAGAAUCUUAAUCGACACAGGGAGCUCGGUAAACGUCAUAUUCAAAGAAACAUUAAAGAAUAUGGAUUUUCCGGACUCCGAGAUCAAGCCCUACAUGGAAUCAUUGACCGGGUUCACCGGAGAGAAAACAAGAACAGUAGGAACAGUGAAGAUACCCAUCUACGUCGGCGGGUCGGCUCGAAUGAUCAAAUUCUUGGUCCUCAACAAACCGGCGAUAUACAAUGCGAUUUUGGGAACGCCCUGGCUGUUCGACAUGAAGGCCGUCGCUUCAACGUUCCAUCAAAGCGUCAAGUUCCCAACCCCGUCAGGGAUUUUCACACUCAAAGGAAGCCAGACCGCGUCCCGAUUAUGCCAUCUCACUGAGUGCAAACUAAGCAUGGCACGGACAUGCGUCAUAAGCCCCUUUCAGGACGGUCGUACGGCCGCAGAAAGCCAGUUCGGUCCACCCAAGCAGAGCCAGGUCGACCAAGUCGGCAUUGACCCACCAGAUCCAACGAAAUGUGUCGGCGUAGGGGCCGAGCUCGACAACAGUAUCCGAGAAGCACUCAUCAGUUUCCUCCAGAAAAACGUUUCCACGUUCGCAUGGAAUAUCAGCGACAUGCCCAGAAUCAAUCCCGACAUCACUUGCCACGAGCUAAACAUCGAUCCCACAUAUAAACCUAUCAAACAGAAGAGACACAAGCUCGGACCCGAGAAGGCACGAGCAGUAAAUGAUGAGGUCGAAAAGUUACUCAAGGCCGGUUCGAUCACAGAGGUUCGAUACCCGGACUGGCUAGCAAACCCGGUAGUCGUGAAGAAAAAGAAUGGAAAGUGGAGGAUCUGCGUCGAUUUUACCGACCUGAACAAAGCUUGUCCCAAAGAUAGCUUCCCACUGUCACACAUUGAUCGGUUGGUAGAGGCAACUGCAGGCAACGAACUGUUGUCUUUCAUGGAUGCCUUUUCGGGGUAUAACCAAAUCCUAAUGCAUCCGGAUGAUCGGGAAAAGACUUCGUUCAUUACAGAUCGAGGGAUCUACUGUUAUAAGGUCAUGCCGUUCGGCCUCAAGAACGCGGGAGUCACCUAUCAAAGACUCGUGAACCGCAUGUUCGCCAGUCAGCUCGGAAAAACGAUGGAAGUAUACAUCGACGACAUGCUGGUUAAAUCCCUGCACGCUAAGGACCAUAUAUCACACCUAUCGACGUGUUUCGACAUUCUGAACGAGUACGGGAUGAAACUCAACCCCGCCAAGUGCACCUUCGGCGUGACAGCAGGCGAAUUCUUGGGUUACAUCGUCACCGAGCGCGGCAUCGAGGCUAACCCGAAGCAGAUAUCCGCAGUUCUAGACCUACCUUCUCCGACUUCAAAAAGGGAAGUGCAAAAACUCACAGGCCGAAUCGCCGCCCUGAACAGAUUUAUCUCCAGGUCGACGGAUAAAUGCCUGCUUUUCUACCAGUUGUUACGAGCUAAGCCCGAGCACGGCGAGACGCUCUUCUUAUACAUCGCUAUCUCGACAUCGGCAGUUAGCAGUGUUCUAGUUCGCGAGGAUAGGGGAGAACAGCGUCCAAUAUUCUAUGUCAGAAAAUCGCUAAGUGACGCCGAGGCCAGGUAUCCGACCUUAGAAAAAUUGGCGCUUGCAGUGGUAGUUUCUGCUCGGAAACUUCGGCCAUAUUUCCAGUCUCAUUCAAUUACGGUCUUGACCGACCAGCCACUCCGAACCAUUCUACAUAGUCCAAGCCCAUCAGGUCGUUUCGUGAAGUGGGCCGUCCUAAGUGAAUACGACAUAGAGUACAAGAAUCAAACCAGCGCAAAAUCCCAGGUACUCAUCGAUUUUCUUAUCGAACUUCCCAAAGAGUUCGUCGUCGAACAGCUGCCUCGCGAACUAUGGAUUCUGCACGUCGACGGAUCGUCAUCUCACCGGGGAUCAGGAGUCAGAAUUCGCCUCAAGUCCCCUAACGGCGAGAUCCUCGAACAGUCGUUCCGCCUCGAGUUCCCAGCAUCUAACAACGAGUCUGUGUACGAAGCCCUACUUGCCGGGCUGCGAUUGGCUGUCGAGCUCGGCGUACGAUAUCUUCACGCUUUCUGCGAUUCGCAGCUCGUCGCAAGCCAGUUAAGUGGAGAAUACACGACCAAGAACGAACGAAUGGACGCAUACCUAACAGCGACUAAGGUACUCAUCGCUAAGUUUGAGACGUUCGAACUCACGAAAAUCCCUCGCGGCGAGAACUCGUCCGCCGACGCGUUAGCCACCCUGGCAUCCAGUUCUGACCCGCAUAUGAAGAGAAUGAUCCCGGUCGAAAGUAUCUCAGAACCAAGUAUCCAAACCGCGCUGAAAUGUAAUGUUGCUACUCGCCGACUAAACUACGACGAAAAUCCGACCUCGGCAACGCAAAACAGGAAGUCGACCCGGACGAACAAGAACGCCGAGCACAAUCCAGAAGACCUAGCCGCCGAUCACGACUUCGAGCACAUAACCGAAGGACUCCACAGUCCGUCAACCAGCGAAAGCCAGGAAAGCGAGUCCGCCGAAGAUUGGACAGCCGAACUACGAGAGUACCUCCUCAACGGCAAAGUCCCCGAAGACAAAUGGGCUGCUCGCCGUCUGAAAGUCCGGGCUGCCCAUUACACAAUGCAUAAAGAUAAGCUGUUCCGUUGGAGUGCAUCCGGAGUACUCCUGGCCUGCGUUUCUGGGAAUGAAACAGUCGAAAUCAUGCGCGAAAUCCAUAAAGGGUCCGGCGGUAACCAUUCCGGAGGUCGAUCUCUCGCUCAGAAAAUAAAAAAAGCCAGCUAUUUCUGGCCGACGAUGAACGCGGACUGCAAGAAGUUUGUCAGGAAGUGCGAUAAGUGCCAGCGCCAUGGCCCAAUGAUUAACGUGCCGACCGAGCUGCUGCAAACCAGUACGGCCCCUUACCCGUUUAUGCGGUGGGCUAUGGACAUCGUUGGCCCUUUAUGCCGAUCAACAAAUCAAAAGCAGUAUGUCUUGAUUAUGACUGACUACUUCACCAAAUGGGUCGAGGCCGAAGCAUACUCGGAGAUUACCGCACUAGACGUACAAAAAUUUGUCUGGAAGUAUAUCAUUUGCCGACACGGGGUCCCGCACGAGAUCGUCACGGACAACGGACCACAAUUUAUUGCAGGGACGUUCAAUGAGUGGUGCGCAAAAUUCAAAAUUCGCCUUAGUUUCUCUACCCCGCGAUAUGCGCAAGGCAAUGGCCAAGCCGAGGCAACCAAUAAGACAAUCCUGGACGGCAUUAAGAAACGUCUCGAUGCUAAGAAAGGUACCUGGGCAGACGAGCUCGACGGAGUCUUAUGGUCGCACCGAACUACUCCAAGACGAUCGACCGGACAGUCACCUUUUUACCUAGCGUACGGACUCGAAGCCCUCUGCCCGGCAGAAGUGAGUAUUCCAACCCUAAGGUAA